Perkinsus marinus ATCC 50983 is the source of this 420-nucleotide messenger RNA. RefSeq lists its product as hypothetical. Bases 1 to 420 code for a protein of 139 amino acids. The transcript has a single exon. The record is from RefSeq and is a predicted model, not a curated record. NCBI's taxonomy places the organism in Eukaryota, Perkinsozoa, Perkinsida, Perkinsidae.
AUGGCUAUUAUGAUCCAGCUGCUCCUCGUUAAUGUCAUCAUCGCUCUAUUGACUAUUCAGUCCGCAGCGAGACCUCCCCCACCCAAGGGGGUCUAUUCUAAGGUUCUUGACGAUAUUACUGUUGAAGCAACCUUCGGCGAACCGGAAGACACGGAGCUUCCUCUCAUCCUGAGCUGCAAAUGUGGGCAGAAGGAUUGGAAAUAUUCGGAUGACUUGAUGGUGAAGAAGACAGGAUUCGAUAUAUUCAAUAUUGAUGGCGGCUCCUUGGGCCAUUACCGGAAAUUUCUAGCGGUUGUCAGAUCGAACUGUCCAAGGUUUCAACUCCAGGAGCCUGAUCUGCAAAAGUUCAUCUACUCUGCUUCCAGUCAUACCAUUCAAACUAAGGUGCUGGGCAAAUUCACCGCUCUAGUCAAGGCAUGA